AUGGCGAUGUCAAUGAAUAUCUAUAUUGAUCUGACGGAGCCUGUGAAGAGUUGUCAGCGAUGCAAAAGCGUACUGGAUGAAGCAUACAUGUUGAAAUCUUGCCGAUGCGUGAUUUGUUCUGAUUGCAACAGGACCUACCCUGGUCAAUGCCACUACCGACACCACACUCCUGCGCAACAAGUAUCUCUUCCUGUCUUCGGCUCGGCGUGUUGUAUGAUCUGUUUGUCUGAUGACGAUUUGAACGGUUUGAAGCCAACACUCAGACUUGCUUGUGGCCAUACUCUUUGCAUUAUUUGCUUGAUAAAGCAUGAGUCGAUGCACACAAAGGGAACGGCAUUUUGUCCAUACCGAUGUCAACCUGUUGAUGAUUGUGGAAAGUGUGAUGAACGUGACGGGAUUCGUUGCCGCGUCUUACUCCGCGUUCACGAUCUAGGUCAGAUUAGGAACGAUUAG
Molecule: messenger RNA, 453 nt
Organism: Truncatella angustata
Lineage: Eukaryota; Fungi; Ascomycota; Sordariomycetes; Amphisphaeriales; Sporocadaceae
Exons: 3
Coding region: 1-453 (150 amino acids)
Source: RefSeq, a predicted model, not a curated record